Molecule: messenger RNA, 1272 nt
Organism: Saxophila tyrrhenica
Lineage: Eukaryota; Fungi; Ascomycota; Dothideomycetes; Mycosphaerellales; Extremaceae
Gene: MRF1
Product: Peptide chain release factor 1, mitochondrial
Exons: 1
Coding region: 1-1272 (423 amino acids)
Biological process (GO): translational termination
Molecular function (GO): translation release factor activity
Source: RefSeq, a predicted model, not a curated record
AUGUUCUCUACACCCUGGAUCUGUGCAAGAUGCUUGCGCAGCCUCUCAAAAGCUCGCCAGCCUAUAACAUGGCGAAGAUGGCAGUCCACAAUAACCUCCAUAACCGAUAGCGUAUCUCCCGCUCUCCUCACUCGAGCGCGCGCCAUUGCGAGCGAACAUGCCACUCUCACCGAACGAUUAGCGAGCGAGUAUGACGCCCGCGCAGCGAAGCGCUUAGGCGAGCUGUCCUCUACGACGGCGGCGUUGAAGGAGUAUGAUAAAGCUGUCGGUUCGCUGAAAGAGCUACAUUCCCUCCUCCGCUCCCCGGACAAAGAGCUCCAGGAACUGGCACAAGACGAUGUUGAGUCUACGGAACAACUCAUUGAGCACGCCUCCAACGCUCUGAGAUCGAGCCUUGUGCCCGUACAUCCUUUCGCGCAUCUGCCAUGUCUGAUCGAGAUCCGCCCCGGCGCCGGCGGCGACGAAGCAGGACUAUUCGCCGGGGAUUUGCUGCGGAUGUAUGAGGGUUUCUGCGCGCGCGAGAGGUUGAAGAGCACGGUGAUGAAGCUCGAGACUGCGGACUAUAGUUCUGGGAACGCGGGGGCAGGGGGAGCGCUGCAUGUGCAAGAAGCUAUACUCGAGGUGGAGACGCCGGGGGCGUAUGGGGUAUUGCGGUGUGAAGCGGGCGUGCAUCGCGUGCAACGCGUGCCGGCUACGGAGAGCAAAGGGCGUACGCACACGAGUGCCGCCAGCGUGCUCGUUCUACCGAGUCUAGGGACUGAGAUGGGUGCCGAGGAGGCGGAGGAGAGCGACGCAUAUGUUGAUCCCAAGGAUGUACGAACAGACGUCCUUCGUGCGUCGGGAGCAGGCGGCCAACACGUCAACAAGACCGAAUCCGCCGUCCGCCUCACCCACACCCCGACCGGCAUCGUCGUCAACAUGCAAGAACAGCGCUCCCAGCUCAAAAACCGCGAGAAAGCCUGGCAAAUCCUCCGCUCGCGGAUUGCGCAGCAGCGACGCGAGGAAAGGGAGGAGGAAGAGGCGAAGCUGCGCAAAGUGGCCGGGGCAGGCAAGGCGGGGAGGGAGAAUAAGGUGCGGACGUAUAAUUGGAAUCAGCAGCGGGUGAGCGAUCAUCGGAGUGGGCUCGAUGUGAGGAAUUUGGGGGAGGUGAUGGAGGGGGGUGAGGCGUUGGGGAGGGUUAUGGAGAGUGUGAGGGGCUGGAUGGUUGAGAGGGAGAUUGAGGCGAUGGGGGCGGAGGCGGAGGGGGAGGGCGAAGGGAGGGCGAAGAGUUGA